UUGCUUUAUAACUAGACAUAAACCAUGAUUGAAGUAGCCCAUCUAUACAAAAUCAAAGUAUCUGGAGUGAAAACUCACCAAUAUCAAUGGAGGAGGUGCAAAACCAUGCAAACCAUACUCUGCUUCCAUCUCUCUUCUUCUUCUUCCUUCUUCAGCAUCUAUCAUCAGCAUCCACUCCUGAUAAUUAUUUUAUCGACUGUGGAUCUGAAAUAAAUAGAACCUUUGGAUCCCGGAAUUUCGUAGGAGAUGCCCAACCACCCUCCAUCAUGUACACUGUCUUAGAAAGUGGCGAAUACCAAGCCAUCGAACCACACCAGCCCUCUUACAAGUUCAUCUUCUCUUCUUCGACUUCCACCGUUGCUCUCGUGGAUGAAAACCCAUCUCCGCAUUCACCAUUUAUCUACCAUGCAGCUAGAAUUUUCAGAAGACCAUCUUCUUACAAGUUCGAGAUCAAAGCCCAAGGUCUCCAUGUGGUACGCCUCCAUUUCUUCCCUUUCACAACUCAGGAAUAUGAUUUCACCUCUGCUGUCUUCAAUGUUUCAGUUCUUGGGUUCUCUUUAUUAAGCCAUUUCAGCGUCCAAAACAAUAACAAUGGUGCUGUGAUAAAGGAGUAUUUUCUUAGUGUAAAUAGUACGGAACUUAUAAUCUCCUUUUCGCCUUCUGAUGAAAUAUCACAUCUUGCAUUUGUUAAUGCCAUUGAAGUAUUUUCUGCACCUGACAACCUCAUCACUGACACCGCCAAUUUCAUCGAAUCCACUGGAAUCAAGAAUUAUAACAGCCUAUUAGGACAGGUCUUAGAGACUGUAUAUAGGAUCAAUGUCGGAGGUCCUGAAGUCGCAUCUUCCGACGACACUCUAUGGAGAAGUUGGAUUCCUGAUGAGAAGUUCUUGAAAUUAAAGUCUUCUGUGAAGCAGGCCAUCACUCGGAGAGUCCCAAAUUAUCAGGAAGAAGAGAGCCCUCACAGUGCUCCGCUGGCUGUUUAUGAUUCGGCGCAAGAGAUGAAUAUUAAUGGGAGUUCUGUUGAAUUGCCAAAUUUCAACCUGACAUGGGCCUUCCCAGUGGAUUCUGGCUUUAAAUACCUUGUUCGGUUGCAUUUUUGUGACAUCGUAAGCUUCAGACUCAAUGAGCUAUACUUCAAUGUCUAUAUCAAUGACCACUUUGCUUGGAAAGAUCUCAAUCUCUCUGAUCUAACAAAUCAAGUGCUGGCUGCCCCUUACUAUACAGAUUUUAUUGCAGACUCGAACUCAGGGCUAAUGCAAAUAAGCGUUGGUCCUUCAGAGAAGAGCAAUCCUUCGAAGCGCAAUGCAAUAUUAAAUGGGGUGGAAAUCAUGAAGAUGAAGGGUGUAAUUGGUUCUUCGUCCACAGGAAAGUUGAAGAAACGCAUCACUCUUGUGACUGGCAUAACGAUAGGAGGCUUUUCUUUCGUUUGCGUGUUGAUAGUAGCAUUCCUACUGGUAUUUAAACAGAGGAGGAAGGCCAAAGCUAAAGAUGCAUCUCCAGGCCAAUUUGCAAAUGCCAGCCGAAAGAUAUCGCUCGUUGAAAUACAAUUGGCGACUAGCAAUUUCGAUGAGAAUUCGGUCAUUGGACGGGGCGGAUUCGGCAUUGUCUACAAGGGGGUGCUCACGAACGGGAUGAAAGUAGCCGUGAAACGAAGCACGCCUGGGUCUAGACAGGGUCAUUCAGAAUUCCUGACUGAGAUCAAGAUCUUCGCCAAGAUACGCCACCGCCAUCUCCUCUCCCUUAUUGGGUAUUGUGAAGAACAAUCAGAGAUGAUAUUGGUCUAUGAAUUCAUGGAAAACGGUACACUACAAGAUCAUCUGUAUGGUUUGGAAUGUUUGCCUCAGUUGUCUUGGAGACAGAGGCUUAUGAUAUGCAUUGGUUCAGCAAGAGGUCUGCACUACCUCCACAGCGGUCCUGCGGAGGGAAUCAUUCACCGUGACAUUAAAUCAGCGAACAUUUUGCUGGACAAGAACUACUUAGCAAAGGUUGCUGACUUUGGAAUUUCAAGAUCAAUCCAUGAUCUUGAUCAGUCCCAUGUGACAACCAACGUCAAAGGUAGUUUUGGGUACUUCGAUCCGGAGUAUUUUCGAUGGCGGCAUCUGACAAAAAAGUCAGAUGUGUUUUCAUUUGGGGUAGUGCUCCUUGAAGUCCUCUGUGCAAGGCCAGCAGUCGAUCUUUCACUUCCAUUCGAACAGGUGAAUUUAGCGAAUUGGGCUAUGCAGUGGCAAAAGGAGGGAUUGCUGGAGCAAGUUGUUGAUUCCCGCCUGAUUGAGGAGAUCAAUGAAGAUUCACUGAGGAAAUUCGGAGAGACAGUGGAGAGAUGCCUAGCUGAAUGUGGUGAUGAUAGGCCUACAAUGGGAGAUGUGUUGUGGAACUUGGAAUGUGUACUGCGACUCCAAGAUAUGACUGCGGAUGCAGAGCCUAUUAGAUUGUAAUAUAUUUUGAGAUCUAAUAUUAAGAUCAAUCAAUUAAUAUUAGAAUGUAAUAGAUAUUGAUUGAUCUUAAUUAGAUCUAAAAAAUUGUAAUUCUCAUUAUGAUCUGUAAUUAGCUAUUAUAGAGCUGGGUCUCUACUCAUGGCUCAAUGGUAGACUCACAAGAGUUUCAACA
Magnolia sinica is the source of this 2607-nucleotide messenger RNA. RefSeq names its product probable receptor-like protein kinase At5g24010. The transcript has a single exon. The record is from RefSeq and is a predicted model, not a curated record. Gene Ontology annotation, biological process: protein autophosphorylation. The coding region runs from base 87 to 2435 and encodes 782 amino acids. Gene Ontology annotation, molecular function: ATP binding; transmembrane receptor protein tyrosine kinase activity. Gene Ontology annotation, cellular component: plasma membrane; plasmodesma. NCBI's taxonomy places the organism in Eukaryota, Viridiplantae, Streptophyta, Magnoliopsida, Magnoliales, Magnoliaceae.